Molecule: messenger RNA, 3016 nt
Organism: Danio aesculapii
Lineage: Eukaryota; Metazoa; Chordata; Actinopteri; Cypriniformes; Danionidae
Gene: nr1d4a
Product: nuclear receptor subfamily 1, group D, member 4a
Exons: 8
Coding region: 181-1905 (574 amino acids)
Biological process (GO): cell differentiation; negative regulation of transcription by RNA polymerase II; hormone-mediated signaling pathway
Molecular function (GO): nuclear receptor activity; RNA polymerase II cis-regulatory region sequence-specific DNA binding; zinc ion binding
Source: RefSeq, a predicted model, not a curated record
GGCUUCGCUGCCAAAUGUUCUCAGCGAGAGACACUGCCUGCCUACUUUAGGCUGUUCUCUGUAUGCACAGGCAUUGCGUGGCUUUUUAAACUGUUUUACCUGACUUUAUCACACUGACAUACACAGACCUUUUUGAAGAUACGAAUUCUGAAGAUAGAGGCGUUUGAAAACAGAUCAAGGAUGGAUAGCAGUCCUGGGAGUGUGAUACUCUAUGCUGGUUCCAGUGGCGGUUCCAGUGGCAGUUCCAGUCCAAGUCCAGGAAGCCCCUCUAGUGGUUAUCAAACCCAGUCUCCAUCCUCUCACUCCCAGCCUUCUUCCCCAGAGGAGGUGACCUUCACUGAGAUCGGGGCCUUCAAGCAGCAGGGAAAUGCCGGAUCACCAAAUUCUCCAAAAUUGGUCUUUCAGUUCCCUGAAAUCUACAACAACUCCACAGCAGGUCCAAACCCGCACAGCUACUCUCACCCCAUCGCCGGUAAAAGGCCUUGUGGAUUCACUGGCACAUUUACCAAGACGGGAGGCAUGGUGCUCCUUUGUAAAGUAUGUGGAGAUAUUGCAUCAGGGUUCCACUAUGGUGUCCAUGCAUGCGAAGGCUGCAAGGGUUUUUUCCGCCGCAGCAUUCAGCAGAACAUCAACUACAAGAUGUGCGUGAAGAACGAGAACUGCCUGAUAAUGCGCAUGAACCGCAACCGAUGCCAACACUGCCGCUUCAAAAAAUGCCUGUCCGUUGGCAUGUCCCGUGACGCUGUGCGUUUCGGCCGUAUCCCUAAACGUGAGAAGCAGCGUCUUUUGGAUGAGAUGCAGAGCUACAUGAACAGCCUCAAUGAAUCCUCCAUGGGCAUGGAAACCUCCCCGCAACAUGAACCGCCACCCAGCCCGAUUGAGAACCAAUCCAAAGAGGCCAUCGGUGCCUUAUCCCGAGCCUACCAGGACAUCUUCACCAACACACAGGACCACUUGAACAAGCGCACGGGGAACAACAACAUCAGCAGAUCGAGCAGCUUUCAAAACACCCCUUCUCAGGACAGCAACUAUCCUCAUGCCAACUCUCUCACAGGGUAUCACACGACCCCUCACGAAAGCUUCUCGGGCCCGGCUCGCUGUCCAGUUUCCACCAAUGAGAGCAAAUGCCCGGUGUCAUUAGUGCACAACAAUCGGUACAGCUAUGCUCCUUCUUUCAGCCAAAAUCACUCCCUGUCCAGUGUGAACCAGCCCUCACAUCCCACUCAGGCCGAUUACAGCAGCUACACAGCCAGCCAAUCCCAAAGCCAGGCCUCGUGUCCGUUUAAGCUGGCUGCAGGCUCCAAAGUGCUGGCCUGUCCACUGAACGCCUGCCCUGUGUCAGCACCUGGUGUUUCCAGUCAGCAGGUGUGGGAGUCUUUCUCACAGUGCUUCACACCGGCCGUACGUGAAGUGGUGGAGUUCGCCAAGGGCAUUCCAGGCUUCCAGGAGCUCUGCCAACACGAUCAAGUCAUGUUGCUCAAAGCGGGCACUUUCCAGGUGCUUAUGGUAAGGUUUUGCUCACUGUUCAACCACAAGGAAAGAUCGUUGACCUUCCUGAAUGGGCAGACGUACCCACUGGGCACCCUCAGGGGUUUGGGCAUGGGUUCCCUGCUGGACGCCAUGUUUGAGUUCAGUUCCAAGCUGAGCUCUCUGGGCCUGGAGUCAGAUGAGAUGGCUCUCUUUAUGGCUGUGGUGCUGGUUUCUGCAGAUUGCUCUGGCAUUUCGGAUAUGUUGGCUGUGGAACAGCUCCAGGAAGGACUCAUCCGAGCCCUGCGCACUUUAGUCACCCGUCGCCAUCCCGACGACAACUCACUCUUUUCUAAACUUCUCCUACGCCUCCCAGACCUGCGCACCCUCAACAACCUCCACUCCGACAAGCUGCUGGCCUUCCGCAUUGACCCAUAAACUAUCAGUCGCUACAGCCAGAACCCAUCCAAAGGCCACAACAGGCCAAUCAGAGAAAACCCUUCCCACAAAGACUGCUCGUUUACAGGGAGAUGUGGAGCAGGUUCCCAUAGGAACCAGACAUUACGAUGCGUGUUAAUGAGGAACACAAUGAACAGAUGCUCUCAGCACGCUCUAAACGAGACAUUUAAGCUUCCAUGGAUCAUUUUCACACAUGCAUUGCUCUUAUGUUCGCCUCGAGAUAUUUAUCCGAGGAGACGUUUUGCCAGUCAUAUCAUCACAAAUAAGCUUACUGCAACUUUUAAAGACCAAAAAAAAACGGGUCAUUCCUCUGGUACUGCCUGCAAAGCACAGUCUUUAGUCGCGUGCAUCAUGUAUACAAUAGAAAGGUAUUUUAGGGACCAUUAAAAAGCCAAUUGUGUGAGUGUAUGUGCUCGAGAAAGGGACGGAUAUACCAUGUACAUAAGCCAUAGUUAUCACUUAUACAGUCACAUUAAAAUGAUAAAGAAUACAAUCGUCACCUGUGUUGCAGUGUUAACAUUUAAUUCCACAAGAUUGCAUCUACAACAGCUCUAAUGCUCAUUUAAGUUCUUAAAAAAUAGAUGUCAUUUCACUUCAGAGAUUAGAUACAACUCGUCAUAUUUGUUGUUUUGCUUACUUCUACUAUCAUCGUCAUCAAACUGAAUACAGUAUACUUCCUUUACGACUAUAUCUGAAUUUAGGGAUACAAAACCAGCAUUCUCUCCUACUACGCAUGUUAUGUUUUGUCAUUUUUCUUACUGUAAAUAUUGCACAGUUACACUGAUCGAACUGCCUGCUCGGAGAAAAGAGGGAUAUGCAAUGGUGCGUGUUUUGUGAGUGACUGAAAUGGGGCGUUUGGUGCCUUGUAAGCAAUGGACUGAUCAUUUGUGUGUUGUGAGAAAGAGCCCCUGGACUUCUGGCACCAGCACAGUAUCUUUACAGCCUUUACUAAGAUCACAAAGCAUGUCGAUAAGGCAUUUUUGGACUGCCAUGUGGUUGAUUUGAUGAAUCCAUUGAGUUUGCUAAUAUGGUUGGCUAUGAAGUUAUGUUAAUGAAUCAUAUGGUAAUGUAUAUUUUGUAAAUUGUUUUC